Molecule: messenger RNA, 1916 nt
Organism: Ananas comosus (pineapple)
Lineage: Eukaryota; Viridiplantae; Streptophyta; Magnoliopsida; Poales; Bromeliaceae
Exons: 1
Coding region: 896-1714 (272 amino acids)
Biological process (GO): shoot system development; root development
Source: RefSeq, a predicted model, not a curated record
UUCUAUUCAAUUUUGUGAUCUUUUUUUUACAAAAAAACAUGAAUUUUUGAUCAUUUUCGGCGAUUCUGAUAUCAUUAAUUCAGACGUCCCAUUAUCAAUCAGAAAAACGGAAAAGUCCAGGAGCUAUCUAAGAGUGACCUGCAGUUGAACUAUUCUGCAUACAUUUUUACCCUUUUUGUUAAUCUCGGAAGUACAAACCGUUUAACUACCAACCCAUGUAAUGAAAUGUUGGUAUGUAGAGGUCAACGCAUUUCUUGGAGUGUUUUUUUUAUAUAAAAAAAAAAAAUCAUCUUUUUUUGCUUUAAUAGGCCUUGGCUUGGACCUGAAGCAAAUUAAGAUUCUCGUUACCUUGUAUGAGUUGUGUGGUCUCCAACUACGAGCACAAGCUGUUUGUGGUAAUGUCUACAAGAAUCACAAACAGCACCAAAACCCACGCUAACAACACAUGAUAGCUCCACUGGCCGAGAUUCUCGGUGUCUCCCCCAUCAAACCAAUCCCCAGGUUCUGGUUCAUUAUUCGCGUCGCGAAAUCGCGCCGACUACGUAAUGAUUCCUUCUAACCGCCGUUGUAUAAUUCGCGCGGUGGGUGUCUGCUGUUGGAGAUUGAAGCAUGACAUAGCUGGCAUAUGAAUUAGGAAGUCGGGCAUCCGAAAUCGCACGAGAGAUGAUAAUAAUAAAGAAAAUUGUCCAUCAAAUGUUUGUGGAAAUGGCUGCAAGAACCAUCUUGAAUACUAGCAUCCACAUUGGCAGCACAUGAGCACUCGGGUGGCUGAGAUUCGCGUUGUCUCCUUGAGAAAAUUUGAGACUGCGGUAUAUAAGUAGAAGGCGAGGCCGAGGAUCAGGCCAAGCAAAUUUCAUAGAGAUUAGAAGAAUCUUCUACAACCAACAGAAAAAGAAUGGCUUGCCAUCUUCGGUCCAUCAGCUUGCCCUCGAAAUCUCAUUCUGCGGAGAUCAAGUGCGAAGAAGAGCUCGACAAGCUCCGGGCUUGUGCGGCUUCAUCCUCCGCAACUGCGCAGAUGAUGUGCGAUGGCUUGAACGGGCUCAGAGAUUUGUACGACCGAAUCGACGAGGUUUUCUGCUUACCAAGCAACCGAAAUGCUCUCUCCCAUCCUAACCGGAAGGAAUUGGUAGAAGCGGAGCUGGAAGGCUCUGUCAGACUGUUGGACCUUUGCUCCGCAAUGACGGAUAGCUUGGCUGCUAUGAAGGAGCAUGUUCAAGAUGUUCGAUCCGCCGUUCGGAGAGGAGAUGAUGCGGCUAUUGAAAGCAAAGUGCGAUCUUUCGUUCGCUUGAGUAAGAACACAAACAAGGAUACCAAGAGGCAGAUGGGAAAGAAAUGUGUAGUUGCAGCCAUCAAAGAAGAUCGAGAUCUAUUAAACGCAAUGCGGAUUUCGAUGGAGGCGAGGGAGAUCACGUUCGCUUUCCUCCAAUCUGUUUUCUCAUUCUUGUCUACAAGAAUGGUGAAACCGAGGACGAGCAAGUGGUCUGUCGUCACGAGGACGUUGCACAAGAAGAAAGUGGAAUGCGAAGAAGAGAACGACGAUGUAUUGCUCUUUUCUUCAUAUUCCUGCAAAGAUAGCAAGGAGAAGAUUGUGAAGCUACAAAGACAGCUGCAGAUGUUGGCGCUCACCAUUGAAGGUCUAGAAAACGGACUAGAAAGCUUGUUCAGGCGACUGAUCCAGAGCAGAGUUUCGCUUCUAAAUAUCCUCAGCUCAUAAAUUCUCAACCUCCGAUCCCUAACCCUCAUGAUAACGAUCCAUUAGCAGAGGAUCGGUUUAUCAAUUUCAACAUUUUUUAUUGUAUAGAGUCUAUAUAGCAUCAUGUACAAAACAUCCAACAAAUUGUAUAUCUGAUUCGACAAUACAAAGACAUUUAUCUAAAUUUAUUGUCUUUUAACAACCAUUAGAUGUCUUAAAUGGU